Molecule: messenger RNA, 729 nt
Organism: Drechmeria coniospora
Lineage: Eukaryota; Fungi; Ascomycota; Sordariomycetes; Hypocreales; Ophiocordycipitaceae
Product: tubulin specific chaperone cofactor B
Exons: 2
Coding region: 1-729 (242 amino acids)
Biological process (GO): cytoplasmic microtubule organization
Cellular component (GO): cytoplasm; microtubule plus-end; nucleus
Molecular function (GO): microtubule plus-end binding
Source: RefSeq, a predicted model, not a curated record
AUGGCCGAUGUGCCCGUCUGCGUCAUCUCAGACAACACCUCUUCGGAGCGUCGCGUCACGCCGUCCUGGACCAUCAGUCAGCUGAGGUCCAAACUCGAGACCAUUACGGGCAUUCCCCCGUCUUCGCAGCUUCUGAGUCUGCAGACGUCCAAGGGGACCGAACGGGUCCCCAUCGACGCGGCCGAUGAGGACAGCACCCGCAUCUCCAGCUUUCCCCUGGCGCCGUACGCGGAGCUGCACGUGGGAGAUUCCCGACCGGCCGCCGCUCGCCCCAACUACAACGACACCUCGGCCGUCGACAAGUACGUGAUGCCCGAGGACGAGUACGAGAGGAAGACGGACUCGGUUCUCGCCUGGAAGAAGCAGCAGAAGCUCGGCCGCUUCGACCCCGACGCCCCGCACCACGAACGGGCCAAGCUCGACGCCAUGCGGCAGGAGGUGUGCCGGCGAGGCAUCGACGUCGGCAAGCGGUGUCGCGUCGGCGGCGAGGACGCGCGCCGCGGGGUCGUCGAGUACGUCGGCGACGUCGACGAGAUUCCUUCGGGCAAGGGGACUUGGGUGGGCAUCCGCCUGGACGAGCCGGUGGGGAAGAACGACGGAAGCAUCGCCGGCAGGCGGUACUGGGGGGAGCCGUCGGAGAUGAAGCACGGAGUCUUUGUGCGGCCGGACCGGGUCGAGGUGGGCGAUUACCCGCCGAUGGAUGAUCUCGAGGAUAUGGAGGAGAUUUGA